This is a messenger RNA of Symsagittifera roscoffensis, 954 nucleotides long. RefSeq lists its product as uncharacterized. Gene Ontology annotation, biological process: lipid metabolic process; response to reactive oxygen species. The transcript has 2 exons. Gene Ontology annotation, cellular component: cytoplasm. The record is from RefSeq and is a predicted model, not a curated record. Lineage: Eukaryota; Metazoa; Xenacoelomorpha; Acoela; Convolutidae. Bases 97 to 756 code for a protein of 219 amino acids.
AUCCAGCAAAUAAACAACACCUUUUCAAUCCGUAACUUUUCUCUGAUUGAUCAAAGUAUAAAUUACCAUAAAACUAGAACUGAAUUUGACUUCAGGAUGUAUCUCAAAAUGUUGGCUCAACGCCUAACUCUACUGUCGGCGCUUCUCGGAUUUGUGUCGGCUGGUAUCAGUGUCGGCCACUGUCCCCAUGUUUCGGCUGUACAUGUGGGGGAAACCAACUUCGCUGGUCGGUGGUACGAAAUCAGAAGGGUAAAACCGGAGGACGAGGGAGGAGAGACGUGUAACUUCGAGGAGUAUAACUUCAGGAAGGAUGUCAACGGUUGGAGUCUGCGAAUAAACAGCACUGGAUAUACGGGCGAAGAAUGGCGCAGCAGUAUCGUUGAUGCCCGGCAGUACAUCUACGCUCGUCACUCGGCUCAGGGUUAUUUCGUCCUCGGAAACCAGAAAGCUGGCCUUCCCAGAUCCGAGAAGCCUAACUUUUUUGUCCUACACGCGGACGAUAAUUUCUCUCUGGCUUAUUUUUGCCAGGGUUUCGGUUCACUGAAAAUGGACCUGGCAUGGAUCAUGUCACGUGAAAGGUUCCCAGAUCCUGAAGAGGUUAAUGAAGUCCAGAAGAAGUUGAGACAUAACGGGGUCUUCUUGGAAAUGACAGACGUGGACCAGGAAGAUUGCCCGGCUACUGAGGGAAUGGGGAUGAAGAACUUGAUGAUGCAGUUCCUGAGAUAUUCUCAAGGUGACGCCGAUUGGCGAUACUGAGCAGUAAAAAAGUAACUCAACACUUGAAAUCAGGACUGCUUCCCAAUCAUUUCACUUUCGCUCAAUUGCUCUUUAACUUCGAUUAAACAAUUUAGUCAAACUGCUGUAAAAACCUUAUCCAUGUAAAAGAAUUACCGCAAUUACUGUAUUUUUUUGUUAAGACUGAUUUCCAUCCAAACUAUUUAUAUUUUUAAUUUU